AUGGAGGAAGAAAUAUUGGAAUCGGUGGCUAGUCUAAACUCGGGAACCUCUGACACAGCUCUGAUUGUAGUUCCAUCCGGUGGGAAAGAUAAUGAGCAGCAGGGACAUUCACCGAGUACCUUGGAGCCUGCUAAGAUUCUGGGUUAUGGCACUCCGGCGAAUGCGAACGAUGAGUACCUUCGUAUAGGUAAAACAACUUCUUUCACCUACCUUUCAUUGUUUUGUGAAGUAAUAAUUAAUCAUUUUGGUCCAACAUAUUUGCGAAAACCAAACGAUGAAGAUGUUAGACAAAUAUUGAGGGAGAAUGAGGAAAGGGGAUUCACAGGAAUGUUAGAUAGUCUCGAUUGUUCACAAAACGAUAUUAAUGUUUUGCACAAGUCGCCUCUGUUUGAAGAUUUGAAGUAUGGGAUUUCUCCAUCUGUCCGUUUCAUGAUCAACGGUCAUCAGUACACUCAUGGCUAUUAUCUUGCGGAUGGUAACUACCCAAAAUGGUCCACCUUAGUUCAAUGCUACCGUCAGCCUCCUGCCGAUGCAUUUGGCCUUUCAUUCCGACAUUUUAACGAUGCCCAAAUGGCAUUGAGGAAGGAUGUGGAACAAACCCGUCGUGAUUCAGAUUGGACUAACUAUGAAGAUGAAGAUUUGAGGCCAGAGAUUCGACCACAUAGAGGCGUCCCUGCAAGGGACUAUGGUCAAAUGACUAACUACAUUCAGAACCGAAAUUUGUAUGAACAAUUAAGAGAUGAUCUGAGAUUGAAUCUUUGGGCAGAGCAUGGAAGAUGA
This is a messenger RNA of Papaver somniferum (opium poppy), 780 nucleotides long. RefSeq lists its product as uncharacterized. Bases 1 to 780 code for a protein of 259 amino acids. Lineage: Eukaryota; Viridiplantae; Streptophyta; Magnoliopsida; Ranunculales; Papaveraceae. The record is from RefSeq and is a predicted model, not a curated record. The transcript has 4 exons.